Messenger RNA from Uranotaenia lowii, 3422 nucleotides. RefSeq names its product chitin deacetylase 1 (gene serp). Gene Ontology annotation, molecular function: protein binding; hydrolase activity, acting on carbon-nitrogen (but not peptide) bonds; chitin binding. Gene Ontology annotation, cellular component: extracellular region. Bases 799 to 2406 code for a protein of 535 amino acids. NCBI's taxonomy places the organism in Eukaryota, Metazoa, Arthropoda, Insecta, Diptera, Culicidae. Gene Ontology annotation, biological process: carbohydrate metabolic process. The transcript is spliced from 5 exons. The record is from RefSeq and is a predicted model, not a curated record.
GUGGCACCUCGGCUUUCGAACGCCACUAAGAGCCGCUUGAUUAAGAGCUUGAUUAGUGUAUAAUACACCGGUUAAGUUUUGUGGAGCCCAGAAACUCCCGCCGGGCUGGUCGCUCAACGUGAUCUAGGUGUGUGUUGUUUUGUGGAGCCGAAUGAGUGCACUCACUUGACUUUCAGUUCUCCCAGCUCCCAACUGAAGCCGGCAGCAGCCAGUGCAUUGGGGAGAAGCCACUCAGCCCAGUUGGCCUAAGCCGAGUUGCCGAAUUGUGUGCACAGCUCACCCAGCCGAAGCCAUUGAUCCAAAAAGGCAGCCCUAGUGGCCAACCAGUGCCAGUGUGCUUUCAGUGUGAUUCAGUGCCUCAACACCAGCGCCAGCAUCAGCUGCUACUCCUGUUGAUUGAUCUCUGUCUGUGGAGGACCCUAGACGUCCUAGACAAACGUCUCAAACGGCUAGAAAAAGGAUAUAAAUUCUUGUGUCCGUUCUGCAGUGCAGCUUUCGUGAAAACACGACGCGGGUGCUAUAACACGAGAAUUAUUCGGUGAACAGUGACGGGUGCCGUUGCGCAACUCAUUUCCCCUCAAAGUGUUUGUGUUUCAAGUGAAAUCGAAAAAAGCCACCAAGCCCAAAGAACGGAAAUAACCGUCGCAGUGACAAACGUAGUGAUCCCUAGAUUUAAGAUUUGUGGAUUAGCUUCUCUCUGAGCCAGAGGAAGCAUCCUUGUCUUUUUUUUCCCGGGGGAAAUUACCAAGUGCUAAGGGAAACAGUGCAACAGCUGGAGUGAAGCUGAAAGCGGGAAAUAUGGUGAAGUUUUUUGCCAUUAUUGGCGUCAUAGCGCUGGUGACGACGGUGACGGCAACGGGACGUACGAAACGGCAGGCCGAAGAAACGAAAAAAGAAGAAUCCUUCGAGAAGGAGCUUUGCAAAGACAAAGAUGCCGGCGAAUGGUUCCGGUUAGUGGCCGGCGAAGGCGAUAACUGUCGUGACGUCAUCCAGUGUACAUCGUCGGGUCUACAAGCCAUUCGAUGCCCGGCCGGUUUGUACUUCGACAUCGAGAAGCAGACCUGCGACUGGAAGGACGCCGUCAAGAACUGCAAGAAUAAGAACCGCGAGCGGAAGAUCAAGCCACUGCUCAUUACUGAUGAGCCACUCUGUCAGGACGGCUUCCUGGCCUGCGGUGACGGCAACUGUAUCGAACGAGGGCUGUUCUGUAACGGCGAGAAAGACUGCAACGACGGGUCGGACGAAAACUCGUGCGACAUCGAAAGCGAUCCCAACCGAGCGCCGCCCUGCGACCCAUCGGUGUGCGUCCUGCCGGACUGUUUCUGUUCCGAAGAUGGCACCACCAUUCCCGGGGAUCUGCCGGCCAAGGACGUCCCUAUGAUGAUCACCAUCACCUUCGACGAUGCCAUCAACAACAACAACAUCGACCUGUACAAGGAAAUCUUCAACAGCAAGCGCAAGAACCCUAAUGGUUGCGACAUCAAGGCCACUUACUUCGUGUCGCACAAGUACACCAACUAUUCGGCAGUCCAGAACACCCAUCGCAAGGGUCAUGAAAUCGCUGUCCACUCGAUUACUCACAACGACGAUGAACGAUUCUGGUCGAACGCAACUGUCGAUGACUGGGCUAAGGAAAUGGCUGGUAUGCGUAUAAUCAUCGAGAAGUUUGCCAAUCUGACCGAUAACUCGGUUGUCGGAGUACGUGCCCCGUAUCUGCGUGUGGGAGGUAACAAUCAGUUCACCAUGAUGGAGGAACAGGCUUUCUUGUAUGAUUCAACUAUCACCGCUCCGUUGUCGAACCCGCCACUAUGGCCUUACACUAUGUACUUCCGUAUGCCACACCGUUGCCAUGGAAACCUGCAGAACUGCCCAACUCGUUCGCACGCCGUAUGGGAAAUGGUCAUGAACGAACUGGAUCGUCGAGAGGAUCCAACCAACGAUGAAUAUUUGCCUGGGUGUGCUAUGGUUGACUCGUGCUCUAACAUUCUGACUGGAGAUCAGUUCUACAACUUCUUGAACCAUAACUUCGAUCGUCACUACGAACAGAACCGUGCUCCACUGGGUCUGUACUUCCAUGCUGCCUGGUUGAAGAACAACCCCGAAUUCUUGGAUGCCUUCGUGUACUGGAUUGACGAGAUUCUGUCUAAUCACAACGAUGUCUACUUCGUCACCAUGACCCAGGUUAUCCAAUGGAUCCAGAAUCCACGUACUGUAUCGGAGGUCAAGAACUUCGAACCAUGGAGGGAGAAAUGCGUUGUUGAAGGCAAGCCAGCCUGUUGGGUUCCUAACUCUUGCAAGCUAACCUCCAAGGAAGUUCCCGGAGAAACCAUCAACUUGCAGACAUGCGUGCGUUGCCCCAACAACUACCCAUGGGUCAAUGACCCCACCGGAGAUGGAUUCUUCUAAAUUCCUCCACCACUCAUAAAAGCCCACCCCUAACAAAAACUCUAGUUCACUUUUUUAUUACUUUACCUUUUAUAAUUGCAUUAUUUGAUUGUAUUUUAGCUUCUACUUCAAAAACUGCCUUUUAUCUAUCCUUUCGCAUGACUUUACCCUCAAACCUUGCAACAAAUUACCCUAAUUACAAUUUUAAACAAGACUUUAUAAUGCGUUCCGCUUGAAAAACAUCCAUCCGGGACCUUCGACAACGCUCGAGCCGAACAUCUAACAAAACAUCGUGCGAUUUUAUGUUGAAACAUCGAUGAAUCGAACAUCAAAAGAUAUCUUUAAUUAUGGAUGGCAGUCACCUUCUCUCAAAAAAACGAGGCACGAAAACAAUGGAAGAGCUCUCCGAAACAUCAUCAACAACCGCAACCUGUAAGCUGCCAUCGGUUGAUUGGAUUCCCCUCUGAAGUGAGAAAGAGAGAAAAAACCGAAAACAAAAUGCUGUGGAUAUUUUUGUAUCGUUUAUAAUUUAUAACUUAAACAACAAAAAUGGAGAAAAAUGCGAUAGAACAAAACCCGCAAAUGAUUAUAUUUUACACGUUAGUUAUAUACUCUCGAGACCACAAGUAAUUUUAGACUAUCCUUUUCCUGUUUUUUAAACGAUAUGAUUUUAUAAUUUGUGUAAAAUGUAAAUACUGUGCAACUGUGUAAUGUUAAGUGACGCCUGUGAGAUGAAAAAAAAACAAAAACACACAUUUUUUUAUUAGCACAUUGACCCUAUUUGUUAGGAUUUGGUAUUAUCCAAAUACCACUCAAUGCUUUUAACAACAACAAAUUCUACAGAAAUCUCCAUUCAGAUCUAAGAAAACGUGUCGAAAUUAUACGGUUGUUUUCUUGUUUGGACCAUUUUGUGACAAAAAAAAGAACCUUAAAGUGAAAUACUUGUUUAGACAUUUUUAUUCCUCCGGAAGAAUGUUGCUCCCGAAUGACUUCUCCGUACAGUAAUUAGAAAUAAAUUUAAAUUAAAGAAAAUUUAA